Messenger RNA from Alternaria incomplexa, 408 nucleotides. RefSeq lists its product as uncharacterized. The transcript has 4 exons. The record is from RefSeq and is a predicted model, not a curated record. Bases 1 to 408 code for a protein of 135 amino acids. Lineage: Eukaryota; Fungi; Ascomycota; Dothideomycetes; Pleosporales; Pleosporaceae.
AUGCAGUUCUCAGUAAACUCCCUUGCGAUGGUACUCGCAACCGCCAUCACCACCACAAUGGCUGCACCCACCAACAAUCUCGCCCUCCGCCAAGACGACGGCGUAAUCCGCUGCAAAGUCGAAGCCGAAGCCUCGCACUCCUACGGCGGCGGCGGCCCCGGCCAAGUCCCUAUCGACAUGACCAGCGGAGCAAUCUACUGCUACGACGUCAACGACAACCGAGUCUUCUACAACACCGACGCCAACGUGAACAACUUCAAUGGCGCUACCAACACCGUGUCGGGAGCGGACUGCCAUACCCAAGGCGAUGUCACGUUCCACACUGCCCGCGUCUUCAACUGCCUUUCUCGCGAUAAGAAUGAGGCUAGUCCCGUACUCGUAGAAGAAGACAAACAGAGCGACAAGUAA